This is a messenger RNA of Tuber melanosporum (Perigord truffle), 1243 nucleotides long. RefSeq lists its product as uncharacterized. The record is from RefSeq and is a predicted model, not a curated record. The transcript has a single exon. Bases 1 to 738 code for a protein of 245 amino acids. NCBI's taxonomy places the organism in Eukaryota, Fungi, Ascomycota, Pezizomycetes, Pezizales, Tuberaceae.
AUGAUUUCCUCUUUUGGCCACGGAAUACCCCUGUUCGUCACCGACCCAGUACUUGUAUGGUUAAGGCUGUACCGGUACUGUACUCGAGUACUCGUACUGACAAGGUGCGAUAACGUUAAGGCGGCUUUUGGACGGUUGUUAAAGGGGCUCCCUCACUACCCUACUGUAUCUGAUAUCACGGAUUGGAACGACCGAACCCAAACAUACUUGAGUACUGUACUGUACGAGUACUCGUACACUAUCAUACAGCUUCCUGGAGUAAGGGGUCAGCCGAGUCUCCCCCACAAAAAAAAGGCCGACCGCGAACUUGCCUACAGAACAGAGAUGUCAAGACCUCAACAACCAACCACCCACAGCGUUCGAGUAGAGGAACCAAGUGCAGGAUUGAAGGCUAAAAAUCUCGCAAGCCAUCUCUUGAACGCUCGUCUGCACCAACUUGUUAGGGGAAUCCUGCUGGUCCGACGUGAGAAGAAAGGGGAGGAGAGUUCGCGAGUGACUGCCCGUGAGGGUUGUCACUUUGAGUCUGGUAUCCCACAUCCCCCCCCCUUCCACCAUCUUAUUAAGGGACUCUGGCGGACGCCAGGGGGGAAAAGCAAACGGGAUGCCUGCACGGCAAACACGGAGAGAAAAAAAAAUUUGAAAAAAAGAAAUUAUGCUCCCGCCCCGCAGCCCCCCUGCCACCACCACCCCUACCUCACCAUGCAUCCCGUGUCAACACAGUGUGUUCGAGUGAAGUGAUAAGGGCUGGUCGGAAGAGCGCUUCCCGCGACCUGUACGAGUACUCGAGUAUACGGUAAUGCUCGAGUACGGUAGCGGUCACUGGCUGCUGGUUAUGCCGGGAAAAAAUGCGCAGCUUCGAGCACUAUCCCGUGAAGGCUCGUUAAAUCCACUAUCGCCCAUCGGCCUCGGAUCUCCCCGAUCAGAGACAAAACACGGUGAGAGGGAAUAUGUACUACAAGUACGAGUGCUUGUACCGUAGUAUUGGUACCGUACGAUAGUUUGUGUUUUCCAGACGGGGCACUCGAAUACCGUACGAGUACUCGAGCAUUCUCAUUAACCGAUAUUGGCAUUUGUUAUUUUGUCAACAUACCCCGCUAAGCCUAUUGUGCAUUUGAUUUGUAGAGAUUUCCGGGUUUCUACGGUGCGGUGCUAGCCGAUUUCAACAAGUUAUCUGGAAAAUCGUGCUGCCAAGCCUCUGAAAACCGCAAGGCAAAUUUGCGAGUGGUUGUUGUGAUCCUGUAAC